Messenger RNA from Perca fluviatilis (European perch), 769 nucleotides. RefSeq lists its product as uncharacterized. Lineage: Eukaryota; Metazoa; Chordata; Actinopteri; Perciformes; Percidae. The record is from RefSeq and is a predicted model, not a curated record. Bases 89 to 769 code for a protein of 226 amino acids. The transcript is spliced from 5 exons.
GGGACUCCAUCAUUUAGAGAAGUGAACAGUUCCUGGUUUACCAGUGAAGAAGAAAGAGAGGCAGCGUUAAACCAUCAGAUCCUCCAACAUGAACGUCUGUCAGUCUCUGAUCUGCUUCUUCUUCCUCACACUGCAGGAUGGAAACAUUGGUCUCAUCAAUGCAGAAAUCAUCGAGAGUACAGGAACUGAAGGAGGAAACAUCACAGUUAGAUGCUCCUUCACUUUCUCUGGAAGGAGGAGAAUCUUCUGUAAGGACCAAUGUAAAGAAGGAGACAUUCUCAUUGACACAGAAGAGGACACAGCACAGAGAGGCAGAUACAGCAUUAAAUGUAUAGAAGGAGGUUUUCCAGUAUCUAAAAUAAUUCUGUAUGUGAGCAUCAGAAACCUGACUCAGUCUGACUCAGGACGGUACAGAUGUGGUUUGGUCAGAGAUUCAUUCUCAUCAUCAUACCAGGAGAUUGAGAUCCGAGUUACAGAUGAUCUCCCCCUGGUUUUGGGUGUGUGUGUCCCUGUGGUGGUGGUGGUGGCGGUGCUGGCUGCUGUUCUGCUGUUCUUCUACAAAAAGAGGACUAAGCACUCUGAUGAUUCCAACCAGAGAGGAAACACAGACAUCACCAGGACUGAGAUUGACCUCUAUGAGAACUGCCUCCACUCUCCACCAGCACGAGAAUCACUCCUACAGAGUCUGGAUCCAGCCUCCAGGGAUCCAGACUACUCUACUCUCUUGGAUACAACAACCAUGAUGAUGUCAGCAAGAGUGGGUGCGUGA